AUGUCUGUGGCCAAGAUCGAGCACGCAGAGCUGAUUGACGAGGGUACCAAGCGGCCCAAGAUCGGCGGUCUGCACGAUCCCCGUAUGGGUACCAUCAACCGCAACUUCAAGUGCCAGACGUGCUCGGAGGGCAUGGCUGAGUGCCCCGGACAUUUCGGUCAUAUCGAGUUGGCCAAGCCUGUUUAUCUGAACGGUUUUCUGACCAAGGUCAAGAAGAUUCUUGAGUGUGUGUGCUACUCUUGCUCCAAGCUCAAGGUGGACGAUAACAACAGCAAGUUUGUCAGAGCUCGACGCAUCAGAGACCCCAAGGUCCGUCUGAAGGCUGUUUGGGAGCUCGCCAAGACCAAGAUGGUCUGCGAGGGUGGCGAUGAUAUUGACGGCGAGAUGGGCGAAGAGAUGGAGGUGGAUGAGCAAGGUAUUCCACAGCCCAAGAAAAAGUCGCACGGUGGAUGUGGACACCGCCAGCCCAUCUUCCGCAAGGAAGGUCUCGGCCUGAGCGUCAACUUCAAAGCCAACGCCAACGACGAUUCUCAACCCGAGGGCAAGCGCACAUUGACGCCCAGUGAUGCGUACCACAUCUUGAAGCGUAUUUCGGACGAAGAUAUCCAGGCCAUGGGUCUGUCUGCAGAGUUUGCUCGCCCCGAGUGGAUGAUCAUGACAGUGCUUCCUAUCCCUCCUCUGGCUGUCCGCCCCAGUAUUCAAAUGGAUGGAUCGAGCACAGGAGAGGAUGAUUUGACUCACAAGUUGUUUGCCAUCAUCAAGACCAAUGCUGAUGUCUACCGGUGUGCACAGGACGGAACCCCAGCACAUUUGAUCCAGCAGCACGAGCAGCUGCUCCAGUACCAUGUCGCCACAUACAUGGAUAACGACAUUGCUGGACAGCCCCCAGCAGCUCACAAGAACGGACGACCUCUCAAGUCGAUUCGUGCUCGUCUGAAGGGAAAGGAGGGUCGUCUUCGUGGAAACUUGAUGGGAAAGCGUGUGGAUUUCUCGGCGCGUACAGUUAUUACAGGAGACCCCAACUUGUCGAUUGACGAGGUCGGAGUGCCCCGCAGUAUCGCCAGGACCCUUACCUACCCAGAAUUGGUCACACCCUACAACAUUGACAAAUUGCAGGAGCUGGUCAGGAACGGACCCACAGAGCAUCCCGGAGCUGUGUAUGUCAUCCGUGAUGAUGGCCAGCGUAUCGACUUGCGGUGGAACAAGCGAGAAGUCCCUUUGCAGCUCGGAUGGAAGGUUGAGCGUCACAUUAACGACGGCGACGUUGUUAUCUUUAACCGUCAGCCUUCUCUGCACAAAAUGUCGAUGAUGGGUCACAAGAUUCGCGUGAUGCCUUACUCGACGUUCCGUCUCAACCUCUCUGUCACAUCGCCCUACAACGCCGAUUUCGACGGAGACGAGAUGAACUUGCACGUUCCCCAGUCGGUUGAGACGCGUGCCGAGAUUACAGAGAUCUGCAUGGUUCCUCGCCAGAUCGUUUCCCCCCAGUCGAACAAGCCCGUCAUGGGUAUUGUGCAGGAUACGCUGUGCGGUGUGCGCAAGUUUACCAAGCGUGACUGCUUCCUGACCAAGGAGAUGGUGAUGAACUUGGUGAUGUGGGUGCCCGGUUGGGAGGGAUUCCUGCCAACCCCUGCAAUCCUCAAGCCCAAGCCUCUAUGGACCGGAAAGCAGAUGGUCAGUAUGAUUAUCCCCAAGGGUAUCAACUGUAUCACCUUCCACUCGACUCACCCUGAUAACGAAGAGAGCGACAUUUCCCCUGGAGACACCAAGGUCAUUGUCGAGAACGGCGAAUUGAUUUGCGGUAUUGUCUGCAAGAAGACUGUCGGUACAUCAGGAGGCGGAUGGAUCCACGUAAUAAUGAACCAGUACGGACCUGAGGUGGCCAAGACGUUCUUCAACGGAUGUCAGACGGUCGUCAACUACUGGCUGUUGCAGCACGGAUUCAGUAUUGGUAUUGGAGACACAGUUGCGGAUCGUAACACUGUCUUGGGCAUUUCCACGAUUAUCAACAACGCGACCAGCAACGUCAACGACCUCAUUAUCCAGGCGCAGCAGGACAAACUCGAGUGCAAGCCCGGUAUGACCCUGCGCGAGACAUUCGAGUCGAACGUGAACAGGGCGCUAAACACGGCUCGUGAUGAUGCAGGAAAGAUGGCCCAGCAGAGUUUGCGCGAGGACAACAACGUCAAGCAAAUGGUUAUCUCUGGAUCCAAGGGAUCCUUCAUUAACGUCUCGCAGAUGACAGCUUGUGUGGGUCAGCAGAACGUCGAGGGUAAACGUAUUCCUUUUGGAUUCAAGUACCGAACCCUCCCCCACUUUACCAAGGACGACCAUUCGCCCGAGAGUCGUGGUUUCGUCGAGAACUCGUACCUUCGUGGUUUGACCCCUCAAGAGUUCUUCUUCCACGCCAUGGGAGGACGUGAAGGUCUGAUUGAUACCGCUGUCAAGACUGCCGAGACCGGUUACAUUCAGCGUCGUCUGGUCAAGGCGCUGGAGGAUGUGAUGGUCAAGUACGACGGUACCGUCCGAAACUCCCUCGGCCAUGUGAUCCAGUUCUGUUACGGUGAGGAUGGCAUGGAUGCUUGUCACGUCGAGAAGCAACGCUUGGAUACGGUCAAGAUGUCCAAUGCUCAGUUUGAGCGAAAGUUCAAGAUUGAGUUGGCGGACAAAUCCAAGGGUUUCAAGUCAGGUACCCUUGACUACUCUGUGCUCAAGUCGUUGGAGGAGGCCGAUGCUGCCAGGUCCAGCGGGUCGAGGUCCAAUGUCGGCCCCGUCCAGUCGUUGCUGGAUGCCGAGUUCAAGCAGUUGGAAGAUGACCGCCACUUGCUCCGCAACUACAUCUUCACGGAAGGUGACGACCAAUGGCCUAUGCCUACCAACAUCAGACGUUACAUCUGGAACUCCAAGCAGAUGUUCCACGUCGACCACAAGCGACCCAGCGACCUUGAUCCUCGCCACAUCUUGGAGAGCAUCAAGAACCUGGAGAAGCAACUGGUUGUCGUUCGCGGCACGGAUCGCAUCAGUGUGGAGGCUCAGGACAAUGCCACUUUGCUGUUCCGCAUGUUGAUUCGUUCGACGCUUGCAGUCCGCAGGGUGAUUGAGGAGUACCACCUGACACGCGAGGCUUUUGAUUGGGUUGUCGGCGAGAUUGGAUCCCGCUUCGCCCACGCGAUGGUCAAUCCCGGAGAGAUGGUCGGUACGGUCGCUGCCCAGUCGAUCGGAGAGCCCGCCACACAGAUGACGCUCAACACCUUCCAUUACGCCGGAGUGUCGUCCAAGAAUGUCACCCUGGGAGUGCCUCGUCUUAAGGAGAUUAUCAACGUUGCGACCAACAUCAAGACGCCUUCGCUGAACGUUUACCUGACCGACGACUGUGCGCGUAACAUGGAGCGAGCCAAGCAGGUCCAGGUGGCGCUUGAGUACACCAACUUGCGCAAGGUAACCUCGUCGACCGAGAUUCACUACGACCCCGACCCAGAGAACACCAACAUCGAAGAGGAUCAGGACUUUGUUUCGGCCUACUAUGCCAUGCCCGAUGAUGACCUGAACCCCUCACGCACGUCGCCCUGGUUGCUGCGUAUCGAGUUGGACCGCAAGAUGAUGCUUGACAAGAAGCUAACGAUGGCGGAUGUGUCCAACAAGAUCUCGGAGGACUUCCAGCGCGACCUGAUGUGCAUUUGCUCCGACGACAACGCCGAGAAGCUGAUUAUCCGGUGCCGCAUCAUUAGCGAGGAGCAGGCGGACAAGCAGGCGGAUGUUCAGGAGGAGGAGGAUGUUUUCUUGAAGAAGAUUGAGAGUAGUUUGUUGAGCUCGAUCGGCCUGCGUGGUAUCAAGAACAUCAUCCGUGUGUACAUGGUGGAGAAGAAGAAGAUCACCAUCACGGAGAGCGGCACUUUUGGCUCUCAUAUGGAGUGGCACUUGGAGACCAGUGGUUCGAACUUGAAGGCCGUCAUGUGCGAGGAGGAUGUCGACGCUAGCAGGACCUACUCGAACAACUGCGGUGAAGUCAUGUCGGUCCUUGGUAUUGAGGCAGCUCGUCAGGCGCUUUUGAAGGAGUUGCGUGGAGUCAUUGAGUUUGAUGGUUCCUAUGUCAACUACCGUCACUUGUCGUUGCUGUGUGAUGUGAUGACUCACCGCGGACACUUGAUGGCUAUUACCCGCCACGGUAUCAACCGCGCCGAGACUGGAGCACUGAUGCGUUGUUCGUUCGAGGAGACUGUCGAGAUUUUGAUGGAGGCCGCCGCUGUUGGUGAGUUGGAUGACUGCCGCGGAGUGGCUGAGAACAUUAUGUUGGGACAGCUGGCGCCAUUGGGAACCGGCGAAUUUGACCUGAUGUUGGAUGAGAAGAUGUUGAGCACGGUCGUUGAGGGACCCCGUCCUGGCAUGGCCGGCGGAAUGGGUAUGGGAAUGGGUAUGGGUAUGGGAAUGGGUAUGGGUAUGGGCCACGACAGCAUGGGGUCUGCGAUGACGCCGUACGACGGCCGCUCGCCUCAGUAUGUGGACUUUUCACACCCCAGCUCGCCCAUGGAUGCAGUGUUCUCGCCCAUGGGCAACUCUGGAGCCAGCUCACCUAUGGGCCCUGGAUCAUGGGAUGCAGCCAGUCCCUAUGGAGCUACCAGUCCUGGAUACUCCCCAGCAUCUCCGGGCUACUCGCCCAGCUCGCCCAUGUACGCGACCAGCCCUGGUUACAGUCCUACGUCUCCCAGCUACAGCCCUACGUCGCCGAGCUACAGCCCUACAUCUCCCAACUAUUCGCCCACGUCACCCUCGUACUCGCCUACGUCGCCUUCGUAUUCUCCUACGUCGCCCUCGUAUUCGCCUACGAGCCCAAGCUAUAGCCCCACGUCCCCAAGCUACAGCCCGACGUCGCCGUCGUACUCGCCUACAAGCCCAAGCUAUUCUCCUACGAACCAUGGGUACGGUGCGACCUCGCCGGCGUACUCACCUACGUCGCCGUCGUACUCGCCCACGUCCCCAUCAUACUCGCCUACGAGCCCCAGCUACAGCCCCACGUCGCCAAGCUACUCGCCUACGUCGCCAAGCUACUCUCCUACGAGCCCGAGCUAUUCGCCUACGUCGCCCUCGUACAGUCCCACGUCGCCUAGCUACUCGCCGACAUCGCCGUCGUACUCGCCCACGAGCCCUAGCUAUUCGCCCACGUCGCCGUCGUACAGCCCCACGAGUCCCAGCUACUCUCCUACGAGCCCAAGCUACUCCCCAGCAAGCCCUAGCUACUCUCCUAGCUACUCGGCACCGACGACGUCGUUCUCACCCAUGGGCUAUGGCACAGGUGGAGGACCGUCGAGCGGCGGAGCAGCGACUCCUGGACGACCCAUGUAUAGUCCCGCCGGCAAUGGUGCGGCCAGCCCAUCCCGACCUCCUGCCGGACAGGGCAAGUCGACCAGCCCAACGUACUCGGACGAUGAGGAGUAA
Molecule: messenger RNA, 5433 nt
Organism: Linnemannia hyalina
Lineage: Eukaryota; Fungi; Mortierellomycota; Mortierellomycetes; Mortierellales; Mortierellaceae
Source: the annotation of a GenBank genome assembly